GGUUACAGCUGAACAAACUUAGUGGAGAUGUAGAUCCAGGGCUGCAGAGAGCUUGCUGGUGCUCUCUUAGUUCUGGACAGAGGGGUCUUCAAUGCGGAAAGGUCCUUUUGGAUGUAUUCAGUUUGUAUAGUCAUGGAGGGAUGACCUGUUGAAGAAGGUGAAAAGGUGACGAAGAAGGUGAAAAGGUGACCUGGGUUGACCUCUUUGAGAUUGUCUUUUGAUUUCGACACAGGACUAUUCUGAAACCAUGAUGAGAAGAUUUUUGAAAAGCCAGAAGGGCCGUUUCUCCCUUCGCCAAAGCCGAUCCGGAUCCCGGAGUGCUUCCAAAGAUUUCUACCCAAACCCUAAUGUGCUGAGAGAAUUCCCCAUGAAUAUUGAUUUGGCUCUGCCAGCUAAUAACCAGGGCUGGCCUGAAGAUUUUGGCUUUAAGCUGGGCGGAGAUGGACCCAGUUACAUCCUCUCUGUGGUGGAGGGCAGCAGCGCUUACAUGGCCGGGUUGCAGCCAGGUGAUCAGGUUCUGGAGAUCGACGGGCAGAACGUUUCCUCUCUGAGCACAAAAGCACUCAUCGCCCUAGCCCAGACCCUCAAAACAGUGCCGCCCAGCAUCGGAGUCGUGUCUCGAAUUGAACAGAUGGACAUUUCCCCAGGGCCUGAUGGUCGUUUUGGUUUCACCAUAGUAGGAGACAGCCCUCUGCUGGUGGAGGACUGUGCACACAACUCUCCAGCAGGGCGGAGUGGACUCCGAGCAGGUGAUUAUGUAAUGGAAGUGAACGGGAUUCCGGUGAAGCAACAUGAGAUAGCAGCAGCCAUGAUCAAGGCGUCGCAAGGGCGCACGCUGCGUCUGGGCGUGCUGCGUAUAAACCGCUGGCAGAAACGCACCAGUACCAGCAUGAAAGAGACGUAUCAGAGCGGAGACAUGGUCAGACAGGACCGCAAGCACAAAGCUCUGGAGUUUAACAAGAAGGUUGAAGAGAUUUUAGGGGAGGAGCCUGAGGUGAAAGAGAGGCUUUUUGAUUUGCUGAAGCAGUAUGCAAGUGAGAGGGAUGUUGAAGGACUGGCGUCCACCCUUCCAGAAUUACUGCUCACAGAGGAGCAUCAGCAAUUGAUUGACAGCAUCAGGAUCUUCAUCCCUAAGAAGCACAGGCAGCGUUUCGACGAGAUGGUCUCACAGAGUCUCAUCAGUCGCUUGAGAGGUCGAAGUUUUAGCGACCACAGGAACAAUCGUCUCCGUCGGAGUCGAAGCGAAGACCACCCUGAUCGUCUGCUGUCUGUGUCCACCCGAGCCAGCUCGGUGCCCCGGUCCACCAAUGAAGAGGUCGCUAUCACCCGCGGCGUGCGAAAGACCACCUCGCUCAUCGCUGGACAUUCCAGUUCCUUCUCUACACGCAGGACAGUACGAGUGUACAAAGGAAACCAGAGUUUUGGCUUCACUUUACGUGGACACGCUCCAGUCUGGAUUGACUCUGUAAUACCAGGCAGUCCUGCUGAGAAGGCCGGUCUGAAACCUGGAGAUCGCAUCUUGUUUCUCAAUGGGUUGGACAUGAGGAAUUGUUCGCAUGAGAAGGUGGUGUCCAUGUUGCAGGGCAGUGGAGCAAUGCCUAGUCUGGUAGUUGAGGAUGGACCCCCGUCCUUGACCAUGACUGAUGCUGAGCAGUUUCAUGUAUCUCCUCGCUCCCGUACUCCUGUCCUCAGCUCCCUGCAAUGGAUCGCUGAGAUCCUGCCUCCCAGCAUUCGUGUGCAGGGCCGAACCUUCAGCCAGCAGCUCGAGCACCUCCUCACCCUUCAGGAGAGAUACGCCAUAUGCAAAGCCCUGGAGGCUUUCUUCCAGCACAGAAAUGUGGACACUUUGAUUGUGGAUGUGUUUCCUGUGUUGGAUACCCCUGCAAAGCAGGUAAUCUGGCAGUUCAUUUACCAGCUGCUCACCUAUGAGGAGCAAGAACACUGUCAGAACAAGAUUUCCCGCUUCCUUGGCUAUAAAGUCACAUUGCCGGAACCUGAACCUCCAGCACAUGAGCCACAUCGGCGCAGCAGCUCUAUGAAGGUGACAGGAAACACCUACAGGAGCAGUGUGAGGGGACGUAGCUCAGAUGAUUUAGUGAUUGGCACUCAUUUGGGGAUGGGGAUCUGCACUGAUCCAGUCGAAGUGUCCCAUAUGAGACUGACCCCUGGAGAGAGACAAUCAGGUGAUGGGACUUCUCUACCAGAGACACCCAACAAUCUGACCAAUUUGUCAGCAGUGUAUGCUGAGCUAGAGAAUGUCUAUGCAGGGAAGAGAUCAAAAUCCCUGAAAAGUCGACCACCACCAGCUCCUGACACACUGGUUACCGUGGACAUCUUCCAACACUCUUCCUCACAGUCGGGGAGGGCUCACUCUUCAUCUCCAUCUGUUCGGGUCACUUCAGGUAGCCGCAAAUCUGCAUCAGCCCAGCAUGCACCCCCUCCUCCUCCACAAAUGGAGACUUGGACACAGGAGCCCCCACUUAGUCCCCAGUGUCCAUUCUAUCCACCUGCUCUUCCAACCCAAACCAGUGCUGAGUCCAACCCCUACAUCAGUUUGGACAGCCCACCCCUUUCUCCACCAUCUCCUCCUGACUAUCCACCAAGUCCACCUAUUCGCAAGAAACGCUACACCUUCUCACGUCCACCUCGUACCCCGGACACAGACUUGUUCAUGGAGGCCUUGAGUGAACAGCUGGGACAGCAGUUAUCUGUGGAUGAUUUCCUUUCACCAGAGAAUGACUAUGAAGAGGAUGUUGUCCAAAUGACCUUCCAGAAUGAAGAUGAAGAAGUACAGGAGGAUGAAGAGGAAGAAGAAGAAGAAGAAGAGGAGGAGGAGGAGGAGGAGGAGGAGGAGGGAGAGGGUCCGUACAUGCCUCCGGAGUUAAGCAGUCCGAGUGAAGUGCAUAGUAGCAGUGAAGAUGCCAGCUCUCUUACCUACUCUUCUAGCUCUGAGCACAUUCCUCCACCCCCUAUGACUCCUCCCCCUCCACCCCCUGUCCAAUUUAAUGACUCUCUUCCACCUGCUGGCUUAUCGCCUGACCACGCACCCCGGCUGACUUUCCGUCGCCACCCCGGACCUCCUCCUCCACCCCCACCAAGGGCUAACCCACCUCCAAAACGACAGUCCAUUCACAAGGUCUUGCCCACCCAUGAUGAGAUUAUGACCCAGCACCAAGUCAUCCAGGAGCACCACUCACUUCCGGUUCAAUCAACAGGUGGUCACCCUCAACAACUUCAACAGCAAAUGCACCAGUCUCUGCCUCCUAUUACCUCUCCAGAUAUAACUCAGUCAUCUAUCUCCAGCCAUACAGCCUAUGAGAUGCACCAUCCAACUUACCAGUUUCAUCAACACCACCAGGGUCACCAGAUGCAUCAAAUUCAUCAGGAAAAAACAGGCCACCAAUGCCAGUCAGGUCAUCAAAUGCACCAAACUGAUCAUUCGCACCAGACUGUUCAGACUCAACUUUCUAGUUCCAUGGAUAGGCUUGAUAGGAUUGAACGAAAGGAACGCUCAGAUAGGCACAUCUAUGAGAUGGAGCCUCAACCCUUGCAUUCAGACCAACAUGCUUACCAAGUUCAUCAGAGUCAUCAAGCUCAUCUUUCAAGCUCCAUGGACCGGCUUGACAGACUGGAACAGAUGCAGCGUUUAGAAAGAUUGGAGCGUAUGGAGCGUAUGGAGAGAAUGGAGAGAGCAGGCCGACAGAUGCAGCUGGCACACAUGGCUCAAGCUGUUUCUCAAGCUAAUCAGCCAGCUCAACGGAGUCAACAACAGUACCACCACCAGAGUCAACAGAUGCAGCAAACUCAUCAAGCCUACCCACCAACCCAGACUCCUUCAUCAGCUCGCCACAUUCCCCAAAUUGAGCUUAUACAUCAAGUCCAGCCCAUUCAGUCUGCUCCUCAGUACCACCAAAUCCAUCAACCCCACCAACCUAACCAGAGCCAACAGAUUUUGUCCACUUUCCAGCCCCUUCCUUCACAGCAGCAGCAACAGCUUCAACAACAACAACAACUUCAGCAACAACAACAGAUUCACCAACAACAGAUUCAGCAGAAGCAACACAUUCAACAACAGAUUCAGCAACAACAGAUUCACCAACAGCAACACAUUCAGCAGCAGCAACAGUUUCAGCAGCAGCAACACAUUCAGCAGCAACAACAGCGCUCAACCCCCUCUAUUGUACAGGCCAGGGAAAGCCCUCAACCCAUAUACCACGAGUAUCGCCACCACCAUCAUCAUCACAGCCACCAUGAAGCCCAGUCCCAAACUCAAGCACCAGGUGCACCCCAACCUCAAUCUUACCACCCCACUGAAGGAUCUACCGUGGAGCCACCGCCACCUCCACCUUUACCCCCACCUUGUGUUCCCCCUCCUCUGCCAAAAGCUUCUCCCCAAAAAUCUGAUUCUAGUCACAUGAACGUGAAGAGGCUACGUUGGGAACAGGUGGAGAAUUCAGAGGGAACCAUCUGGGGACAGUUGGAAGAAGACUCUGAUUAUGACAAGCUGAGUGACAUGGUGAAAUACCUCGACCUGGAGCUUCAUUUUGGGACCCAAAAAACUCCUGUUUCAGUUCCAGAGCCUUCACCUCAGGUGGAGACUUUCAAAAAGAAAGAUGUGGUGGAGAUUCUUUCCCAUAAGAAGGCCUACAAUGCUUCAAUCCUGAUUGCCCAUCUGAAGCUGUCACCAGGUGAACUGCGUCAGGUUUUGAUGACAUUAUCGAGCGAACGUUUAGAGCCGGCACAUAUUAAGCAGCUGCUCCUGUACGCGCCGGACGACGAUGAGGUCAGACAGUACGAGCAGUACCGAGAUGACCCAAACAAACUUAGUGAACCUGACCAGUUUGUUUUACAGAUGCUUUCUGUGCCAGAAUAUAAGACGCGUUUGAAAAGUCUCCACUUUAAAACUACGUUACAAGAGAAAACUGAAGAAUUAAGAGGGUCGUACGACUGCAUUUUCAAAGCUUCACUGGAACUCAAGAACAGCAAAAAACUAGCAAAGAUUCUUGAGUUUGUUUUGGCAAUGGGAAAUUAUCUGAAUAAUGGCCAACCCAAGACCAAUAAAACCACUGGCUUUAAAAUCAAUUUUCUUACAGAACUCAGCACCACCAAAACAGUGGAUGGAAAGUCGACAUUUCUGAAUAUUCUGGUGAAAUCCUUGUGCCAACAUUUUCCUGAAGUACUAGACUUUGGCAAGGAGCUCAGGACAGUUUCACAAGCAGCCAAAGUGAAUCAGAGAAACAUCACAUCUGACUUUAAUGAACUACAUGCUACAAUCAAGGACAUUCGUGUGGCGUGUCAGAAGAUGCCGGCCACAUCUGAGGAUCGGUUUGCUGUUAUUAUGAGUGGGUUUCUGGAGAAUAGUCACCCUACAGUGCAGUCCCUUGAGUCUCUACAGCAGAGGGCGAUGGAGGAAUUCUGUAAAGUCGCCUCUUUCUUCGGUGAGGAUGGAAAGGGCACGACCACAGAGAGUUUCUUUGGCAUCUUCGCUGAGUUUAUUGGUAAAUUUGAGAGAGCUCUUGGUGACAUCCAGAACACUGAGUUCCCUCCACGCAGCCCCAGGAGUCCACGCACCACCUCUCCUUUAGCCUGGUGAAGAAGUCACCUCAACAUGAGCUCAACAGGCCUUUCACUACCACACAUGAUUAAAAAUAAACUACAUGCACCAGUGUUCACUUCCAUACACUUCAUUGUAUCUGUCCAAGCUGAUUUAGUGAGAGGCGUUGUGAUUCAUGGACACAUUUCUUGCAAAAAUGCAAACAGGUUCCUGUCGAGUUAUAGUUCAUGUUAUAUUCUCCUCAAUCAUAAGUGGGACAGAACAGCCAAGAUUUAUAAAACAGCUUAAAUGUUUCUAUAGAUCAAGUCAAGUUUCCAUCACUAAACUGGUAAAUGGUAAUAGGCUAGCAAUGCCAAAGUUCAAUUCCCACGAAGCACACUAAGGGGCAGUUUCCCGGACAGGGUUUAGAUUAAUCCAGGACUAGGCAUUAGUUAUAUUAGGACAUUUAAGUAGUUUUUACAAACAAACCUUACAAAAAACAAUACUGGUGUGCAUCUUGAGACAAAACAAUGGCACUGAUAUAUAUGAAGAAGAUACAUGGUGUUUUUAAAUGAAGGCAACUCAAACAUGCAUUUUAGUCUGGGACUAGGAUAAGACCUGUUUAGGAAACUGCCCCUAAGUGAGAAAAUGUACGUCCUUGAUAGCACUUUGAAUAAAGCAACUGCCAAAUGCAUAAAUGUAAAUGAGUUUAAAGCUGGAAAGCUUGAAAAAUUAUUUACUGAAUGAACGUUAAGACUGUAACACACUUUGAUAGGACAAGAAAGCUUUGUGAGUGUAUGAGAUAUGGAUAAGGAAAUCUUAUUUCAUUUAAAUAAAUAUAAAAUAUAUAACGAGGACGCUCAUUUUAACAGAAUUGAUACGUUAAUAAAAUUGUUUAGGGGGAAAAGUGCUGUAUAUCAUUGUGUCGCAAAUCUUAAGUACUUUAAUGUUCUUGCUGGAGAGAUUAGAUGGUAACUGUAAAGAUGAAUAUAAUUAUUCAAAUCAUUCCUCAUAUGCAAAAUGUUUAAAUGUAUAUCACUGUACCUGAGAUGCACUUAGCAUUUACUGUAUGAUUUUAGUAUAUGCCUUUGCUGUUUUUAAGUGCUAACUUUAAAUUAAAAAUUAUAUUUUAUGCUGCUAAUCCGCUUUUAUCCUCAUUAUCAUUAUAUAAUAUUUGUAUGUGCAUUUAAAAGAUUAUAUGAGACUGAUUUCUAUUAAACUAUCCAAAUGUAAAACUUUGACACAGUCUAACUUUAGUGUCAAGUUUACCAGAUGUACAAACCUUUAUAUGGUAAAAGUUAUCAUGUGACUUAACAUAGUAAAUAUUUGAAUCAAUAAUAGUGGGGAUCAGUUCAUCUUUGCUUUUGUCUCUUGAAAAUUAAAAAAUGAAUGUAAGGAGCCAGAGGUGUUUUUAUGAUCAGAGAACAUUUAACAGUUUUUGUUUUAUCAGUAUGUUUGUUUACUAUAUGCAGUAUUAUUUCAGUGCCAGUGUUGCACCGAAUUUUGUGACUGUGAAAUUAUAUGACCGUGUCGUUGAAGUGCAAGCUGUCGUCAGGCUAUUUUCCCAACACCAAUCCUAACCCCAAACGUCACUAUAGCGUAUAUUGUGGUUACAUAAUUUGAUGGUCACAGAAUUUGGUGUUACACCAUUUUCUGUAUUACAUAUUUAUGGCCCUUUAAUUUGUUUAAAAUAUGCAUUUAUAUUAGUAUCUAACUUCAUGUGUGUUUCAAUAAUGGGUGAAGGCCUAUUUAUUCUUUCUUCUAAAUCUUUUGAAUAUUUAACUUGAACAUAAAAGUGUGCAAUGAAGGACAAGUUAUCCAUUAAAACAAAUGCAAAAUCAUUCAUUUAAAAAAAGCCUACAUGAUUGUUAUUUUAAAAUUUGUGAUGUCUAAUAAAUGUUGGCAUUUCUACUAAGUAACUGUGUAUAAGUAAUGUCGCAACAUUGUAGUUGUCAUUACUGUUUUGGUAAUAAAACGCUCUUACAUUUUAACCAGCAUAUGUCGUCUUACAUAAAGAGCGAGUGGAGUUUGAUCUUUUAGUUCAGAGAAAGAUCGUGCCCACGGCACUGAAGGAUUACUGCGAUCUGUCACCGGAGACCCAGCAGUGCUGUUUGAAUGGACGCUGGGCUCACAUGAACACAUUUC
Paramisgurnus dabryanus is the source of this 7678-nucleotide messenger RNA. NCBI's taxonomy places the organism in Eukaryota, Metazoa, Chordata, Actinopteri, Cypriniformes, Cobitidae. The record is from RefSeq and is a predicted model, not a curated record.